Messenger RNA from Schistosoma guineensis, 1976 nucleotides. The record is from the annotation of a GenBank genome assembly. Lineage: Eukaryota; Metazoa; Platyhelminthes; Trematoda; Strigeidida; Schistosomatidae.
AUGGGGUCUCCAAAUGUUGAGGGCGACAAUCCCACUAUUCUGAAACCGUCUAUAUACUCCGAUUUAAUGGGGAGUGGCACAUCCUACUCAACUUCGAUAACUGUCUCUAGUCUUGAAAACUCUUUGACUGAAUCCCCUGAUCAUUCCCCGGACACAUUACCUAACCAUUCAACUCUACCUUCCACUCUUAGACAUACUUCUUUCACCAAAACCACACCCGACUACCCUUCUUGCAUUAACCCUACUGGUAAUAAACUAAACGCUCAUCAAAGUGGAGUCAACGCCCCCAAUUCUUCCUUUUCUCAUGGCAAAACAGACAAACCACUCGGUUUACAUCAUACCCUUCUACUAGACAAACAGUCACCGUACCUGACACUUAUGUUAAUCAACGCUCGAUCUGUACAAAGUAAGAUGACUUACCUACGCACCCUAUUACUUAUAAACAACCCCUCACUUGUUUUGAUAACGGAAAGUUGGCUGUCCUCCGAUACCACAGACACAUAUCUACAAAUAGACACAUAUGAGCUCUUCCGCUGUGAUCGAGUCACCAAGAAGGGUGGUGGUUGUCUGGUUUAUGUAUCAAAAAAAUUGAGAGCGGAAAUCUAUAGCGACGACGUCCUCAGCAAACUUCCUGAAUCGAUAUGGAUUACUGUGCACACUCAUGAGUGCAAAAUACUAAUCGGAUGCAUAUAUCGAGCUCCUAACACUCCUAGUUCAACUGACACUAUUUUAAGUGAGUCAUUUGCUCAGGCUGCCUCGCUUGACUUCACUUACAAAAUUGUAUGUGGUGACUUCAACCUUCCCACCAUCAACUGGAAAACACAUUCUGGCCCAUUGUGCUUUGAAAGCAUACUUAGGUCCUUAGACAUACACGGCUGGCAACAACAUGUACACCUGCCUACACGAAAUCACAACAUUCUUGACUUGAUAUUCUGUCAUAAUGUCACGCCAACAUCAAUGGUGGUUGGCGAAAAGUUUCACAACAGCGAUCACAAAAUAGUCCUCUGCACCCUUCCGAUUCUUGCCAUAUGCAACAAAUUAAAGACAUUAAAAACGCGAUUCCAAUAUAGAGACUAUGCAAACGCUGACUGGGAAAACUUUCGAUUUCUAAUAAAGCACUCUGACUGGGGCAGUUUCUUUACCAGUAAUAACCUCUUAGAAACAUUAGAAAUAUUCAAUAUCACCACCAAAUCUGCACUAGACACUACUAUACCCUCUAAAAUUGGUUUUAAAACAGUUACUCCCUAUAUAAACCAAAAGACUAGGUCUAAACUGAGAAAACUGAAAAGGAUGUACUACAUAUCAAAAGACUUCAGUGCCCUGCACCAGAUAUACUCUGUACUUGACAGAGUACAAAGUCAACACAACAAGCAUAAACAGGUAGAGGAACGUACUGCGCUCGCUGCUGCAUCUAAAGCCCAAGCCUUAUGUCGUCUCCUCACGAAACGCAUAAGAAAGAACACAGACCACAACAUUCACUCCUUACUGCACGAUGGAGUAACGUAUAAUGACCAAACCGUCAUAUGUGAACUAUUAAGUGAAUGGUUUUCUCACAAUGGGAAUACAUCUGAUGCUCCAGAUAUCGACAUAAAGUGCACCGGCAAAAACUAUCUUAGUACCAUAAACUUCGACAUUAGGAGUAUACAUACCACCAUUCAAACCCUUAAGCCAAAUGCGAGUUCUGGUGCCGAUGACAUCCCUUCAAUCGUUUAUAAAAUGUCAGGGCCGGACAUACAGACGCUACUACUCAAAAUAUACACAUUAUCUUUAGAGACAGGUACAUAUCCGGAAACCUGGAAGGUAACGUAUGUUCUUCCCAAACACAAAUCCGGACCGAGAAACCUGGUUGAAAACUACAGACCUAUAAAUAUCACUCCAGUCAUAUCACGCAUAAUGGAAAAAGUGAUACAAAAUCAACUAUCUGAUCACCUACUCAAGGAAGAUCUAAUAGACCCGUCACAACACGGCUUCAUUAG